UCAGGAUGGAGGCGGUGGCUCUUUUCUCUUUCGAAGCUUCGGAAGCAGACGAGAUCAGUUUCCAGAAAGGGGACAUUAUCAAGGUGACAGAAAUGGAGGAUGAUUCUAGCUGGGUCACAGCAGAGAUCAAGGGGAAGCGUGGCUACGUGCCAGAGAACUACAUUUCCCUUCUUCAUUAUCCGUGGUUUGUAGGACGGGUGUCAAGACUGGAGGCCGAAAAGCGUCUCCGCUGGCAGGACACCGGAGUGUUCCUGGUGAGGGAGAGUGAAUCAGCUCCUGGAGAGUUUUCUGUUUCUGUUAGCUAUGGUGAGAGGGUGGAGCAUUUCCGGGUGCUGGAGGGGGGCGGUCAGUACUGCAUCUGGGACGAGACGUUCUGCUCCCUGAACCGCCUGGUGGACUACUACAGAACUCACAGCAUCGCGGCGGAGAAACUGGUCUUUCUGAGAGACGCUGCUGCAUCCCCUCACCUGCUGCCCCAUCCUGGACGUAACCCCUACCCCAACCCUUAUAAAACCACCUCUCAGGAGUCCCUCCUCUCUGCUAACCUCUACUCUCACCCCCCUCACCAUGAAAGAGAGUCCUCCCAGCGUCUGCACGAACCAGUUGUGGGGAAACCCCGUCUGGCCCACGCCCUCUGUGACUACACCCCCCCUCACACCGCCCACCUCCACUUCCUGCGUGGUGACAUCAUCGACCUGCUAGACUGCUCGAGCUCUCUGACCUGGAGGGGGCGCUGUCGAGGCCGAGUAGGAAUCUUCCCGCCAGAAUACGUUCAACCGCUGUACCACUGA
Trematomus bernacchii (emerald rockcod) is the source of this 791-nucleotide messenger RNA. Its product is annotated as GRB2-related adapter protein-like. Bases 6 to 791 code for a protein of 261 amino acids. Lineage: Eukaryota; Metazoa; Chordata; Actinopteri; Perciformes; Nototheniidae. The transcript is spliced from 5 exons. The record is from RefSeq and is a predicted model, not a curated record. Gene Ontology annotation, molecular function: protein binding.